UAUCACUCCACUGUUCCCCUUCUUCCUCAAACCCUCGCCUGCUACUUGGCUUCUCCCUCCCCGCCGCCACUCUACAGGCAGAGCUCGGUUUAGGUCCGGCGUGAUCGAGACCAACCAAAAUUGUGGGUGACCGAGCGGAGAGCGGAGAGGCCCGAGAUGCCCCUUCCCCACGCCCCGUGGCAGAGACACUUGGAGGACUUGCCCAGCAUUUCUUUGAGCGUGCUAGGAGGCCUUCAUGAAUACCAACGCGUGAUGGGCCUUAAAAAAGAUAGGGAGAGACGUAUUGGUUUGGUUGAUUUCAGACAGGUGCCAAUGACAUCCAGGAAACACCCUCAGGGAGGACUGACCUACCAUAUAAUCAGACUGGAGAACCCAGAUCGACCUGGCAUCUAUGCAGAGCUGCUGAUAUGUGAUCAGAAUCAGUACUUGCUGGCUUUUCGCCGGCGUGUGGGUAAUGUUUGGAGUGACUGGUUUUACUUCAAGGAUCAGGAGAAGAACAUGCCGGCAUACCUACGCAAGACAGCUCUGAACUUUGGGGGCAGACACACUACAACAACAACAAUCCCGACAGGAGAAAUCACUGCUUUUCUUGAUAUCUAUCAUGUGCUCAUUGAUCCGGCAUCUACUGAUGUAGCGUUGAGGAGAGCGCUCCUACGUGCAAUCAUACUUUUCUGUGAGGCAACGAGGAUCGAGUGUGUAUUGGAAGACAUGGAGGGCAAGAUGCUGUACACUGUCCAACAAGCUUUGGCAGGCUUGUUGUGGAAACGCAUCAGGAAGUGGAAGAAGAUGAGCAAUUACGGCUUGCAUCAAAGAAACAAGGUGCUAGUCCAAGGUGGAGAUGGUGUGGAAGAGGUUCAGCCGGGACAGCAGGAUGCGGAAGAGGAAGAGGAAGACGAAGAUGCUCUAGAAGCUGAGCUACUUGGUUACCUGGAAGAGUGUGAGAUUUACAACCUUGACCAGGCCAUCGGGCCACAGGGCCAGCUUCGACUGAUUCUUCUCAAUGAUGAGCACUACCAGCACUAUGGUCAGGUUCUGCAGUUCCCAGGUAACUACCAGGACAACUUCCGUGGUGGGCUCGUUUAGAGCGUGGAGCCUUGAUGAUGUAGGUGGCCAAGUAGAGCAACAAUGCUCUGUUUUUUUGGUGUCUGGAAACGCUCUCUUGGAGGCGUACGGCGUAAUCAGAGCGAUGAUUCGUGAGGCACGACAGUUUUGCCGAGGAAUAGUUUGAGACUUGCAA
Molecule: messenger RNA, 1237 nt
Organism: Lolium perenne
Lineage: Eukaryota; Viridiplantae; Streptophyta; Magnoliopsida; Poales; Poaceae
Biological process (GO): negative regulation of translation
Molecular function (GO): rRNA N-glycosylase activity
Source: RefSeq, a predicted model, not a curated record